AUGAGUAGUAAAAAAAAGAAUAUACGUAAAAAAAUUUUUGAUGAAAAAGAAGCGACAAUUGAAGAUAAAAAAAUCGACGUUAAAAUUCAAGAUUUUAAAAAAAAAUCUAUAAAUCCAAAUGUUAGAUUAGUGACACAUUUAAGUUUUUUUGAUGAGAUAGAUCAUGAAGUAUCAGGUCUUUGUACAGGUUUUGAAGGCGUUAAACGUAAUCCACAAUUAAUAAUUGCAUCAGAUAAAGUCAAUCAAAAAGGAUCGAUUACAAAUGCCUAUAAAAAGCUUGAAUUAAGAACAACUCGGGAAUCAGGAAGAGGGAUUUAUGCUUUAGAAAAUAUAAAACCUGGUAAUCUUAUAAUGGUAGAUUAUCCAUAUAUAGCAGUGGUAGAUGAUGAAAACCUUGCAAAAUUUUGUAGUAAUUGCUUUUCAAAAAGUGAAAAAAUAUUACGUUGUGCAUCCUGUAACAUGAAUUGUUAUUGUUCUAAGGAAUGUCAACGUAAAGAUUGGAUAUUUCAUCAACAAGAAUGUAAAACAGUCAAAAAGGUUCAAAGAAAGCCACCUACUAUAAUCCGUUUAAUCAGUAGAAUUCUUAUGCGUAGAAAAAAUGAACCAGACACCUCUAAAGAAGUCAAUAAUUUACUUAGCAACAGGGAAUUAUUUAAACAAGAGAAAAUUGAAGAUUUUGGCGAAAUGAGUAUAUUGGUUAAACAAUAUAUUACUCGUGAUGCAAUAAUAUCAGCAAAAGAUUUGAUCGAAUUAUUUUGUAGGGUGAUAGAAAAUAGCUUUUCAAUUUUAGAUGAUGAGCUGGUAACAAUUGGAGUAGGAAUUUAUAUGAAUACAGCAUUACUAAAUCAUUCUUGCGCAUCAAAUUGUAUUGUAGUGUUUGAAAACUCAAAAUUAUUGGUUAAAUGUAUUAAAGAAAUUAAAAAAAAUCAAGAAAUUACAAUAAAUUAUUCUGAUACACUGCAACCUAAUAUUGAAAGAAGAAAAGAUUUACGAGAACGAUACUUUUUCUUGUGUAAAUGUGAAUUAUGUGAAUAUUAUAAGUCAAAAAACAAUGUUGAUCCAAGAAAUGCAUUGAAAUGUUCAACUCCAAAUUGCACUAAUCCAAUUGAACCACCAGAAGAGUUUUCUUUUAAUUGUUCAAAAUGUGGAGUUCUAAUAAAAUAUGAUGUUGCGCAGAUUGAAAGUAAAAUAUCUAAAUCUUUGGAAUUGUACAGAAAAGCUACAAUGAACG
Molecule: messenger RNA, 1231 nt
Organism: Entrophospora candida
Lineage: Eukaryota; Fungi; Glomeromycota; Glomeromycetes; Entrophosporales; Entrophosporaceae
Source: the annotation of a GenBank genome assembly